CACCUUAUUGGCUUCUUUUUUUAAGGUUGCUGCUCGAUACAAGUGUUCGAGUUCCAAGGCAGCGGGGUGCAGCUAGACAGCCACUUGCUACAUGCAAAUGAGUUGUCAUUUACGCCUCUGGACUUUCUGUCCUUCUGCGUGAGGCUGAGGUUCUACUUCCUGUGGGAGGUGUCUGGCUUCUUACAAGUCUCCGACAACUCGACGGGUCAAAUGAUGCACACCAUACAGGCAGAAGUGAAUUUGAAUUAUAUUCGAGUCACACUGUCCAAGUUGCGUCGUUACCACUUUUUGAAGCAGCAACUGAGGGCACUCACCUGGCACCAUGUCUGUGUUACCUAUGGUGAUGGUGUCACCAUAUCUUACUUGGAUGGCCUGGAACAGGAUCGUCGCCAGGGGUUUCUUGGAGAAUCAGUCACUGGAACUCACAUAAAAAUUGGUUCCUGGGAUGCUUACAACAGCUUCAGUGGUCAGCUCUCCCAAGCCAAUAUAUGGAGUCGAGUCCUGACAGCUGACGAAGUGGCUGCACUGGCUGACUGUACUAUGGAAGAGGAAGGAGAUAUAUUGCCUUGGAAGGGCCCUUGGACAGUUAAUGGAGACAUAUCACCAUCUCAAGUAUCCUUAGAUGAUCUCUGUAAGGGAGCCUCAGGUACAGAGUACUUUGUCUUCAAUGAUUUUACAGCCCAUUCUGCCUUCCAAGUGUGUCAAGGUCUCGGUGGAUUUGUACCAACUCCUCAACUUCCUGAAGAAUACAACACCAUAAUAAGAACUAUAACUGAGCAUCAUACAAAAAUAAGCAGUUUGUGUAAGUCCUUCUGGGUGGGAAUCUCAGAUGAAAAGGAAGAGGGAGUUUGGAUAGAUAUCCAACAUCAGUCACAACUUCACCCCUCGUGGUCCGUGGCUGAACCUGAUGGGGACAAGCUUGAGAACUGUGCAAUAGCAGAAGGUCCUCAACAGUUUGCUGAUACACGUUGUGAUGAGUUAAAGUGUGUAGUGUGUGCUGUUCCUCGACGUCCAGUGUGGAAACUUCUUGGUGCUUGUGAGAGGUACCAACGCAAUGUGCAUUUCGUGGCUCUUCAGGAUAACUCAAGCAAUCUAAUUUUUCAAGGUUACUCUGAUUUUCGAAUAAUACAGAAUGAAGACAAAAGUGAGUGGGUGUGGAAGAAUUGGCACACGGGUCAAACAAUGGCUAGUUUAUCCAAUGCUGUAAAUGAUGUUCCAAUUGGUCGUCAGACAUGGACCCUGACGAAGGCUAUGUGUAGCCAGACUGGUGGAAGUGCACGCCGCCUUUUGUUGACACCUUGUGGCACAGGAUAUUUCUCAUGUGAUGAUGCCUCCUGCAUCCCCCUCUACCAGCGAUGUGACCUCAAAUUUGAUUGUCAUGACAAGAGUGAUGAAAGUGGAUGUCACUUAGUGAAGUUUCCUCCGGUGUAUCGUCCAGAUUUACCUCCAGAAAUUAAUAACAACAACUUUUCACAGCCUCUUCCCAUUGCUCUGUAUAUCAACAUCGAAAGUGCUGACGUAGACACCUCCUCCAUGCACAUGCAUGUCAACUUCAACGUUAGCAUGACGUGGCAGGAGUCAAGGCUCAGCUUUCUUAACCUCAAUGAAGACUAUACGCUAAACAGGUGAAUCACUAAUUUUUUUACUCUCC
Molecule: messenger RNA, 1651 nt
Organism: Cherax quadricarinatus
Lineage: Eukaryota; Metazoa; Arthropoda; Malacostraca; Decapoda; Parastacidae
Source: RefSeq, a predicted model, not a curated record